AUGAACAAGGUAGAGACGGAAAUCCUUAGCCGAAGCCUUUUCAAACCGCUCGUUUGGAAACGUUACAUAGACGACAUCUUCUUGCUCUGGACUACAAACAGAGACAGAAUAGAACAUUUCAUUGAACAAGCAAACAAUCAUCACCCUACGAUCAAAUUUACGGCUGAAAUUUCCGAUAAGGAAACAACAUUCCUGGACACCUACAUCUACAAAGGGGAAAGGUUCGAAAGAGACGCAAUCCUUGAUGUGCGUACUCAUUUCAAACCAACUGAGACAUUUCAGUAUACCCAUUUUGCUUCCUGUCACCCGCAAGGAGUUAAAAAGGCUUCAUUAAAGGGGAAGCCCUCCGACUCCUCAGAACAAACUCUUCCGAGCUAA
Porites lobata is the source of this 378-nucleotide messenger RNA. NCBI's taxonomy places the organism in Eukaryota, Metazoa, Cnidaria, Anthozoa, Scleractinia, Poritidae. The record is from the annotation of a GenBank genome assembly.